GAGAGACUCUUCGUGCACUUCUGCUGAAGCACGGAGACUUCAAAAGCAUGGAGGUUGCGGUCAAGAAAGUGCACCGCAAGGUUUUCGGCAAGCUGGCAAAGGGCGGGUGGUACACCCGUGCAUACCUGAUGGCCCAUUGUCACUGGAAGAUGUGCGAUGCUGCAUGGGCUUGGGCGGCCUCUCACAACCGCCUGAGAACAAAUGCAGUGCAUCAGGAGGAGGAGGCUCAGCUAAUCCUCUCCGAGACGUUCGAGCUGCUUGACGAGACUGGCCAAGAGAUCCAGAUGUCGGGUGAGUUUGAGAUCGCGGCUGCUGGUCUUGAAAGGUUGAUGCCAAUGAUCAUGUUGCACUCUUAA
Molecule: messenger RNA, 356 nt
Organism: Symbiodinium sp. CCMP2456
Lineage: Eukaryota; Dinophyceae; Suessiales; Symbiodiniaceae
Source: the annotation of a GenBank genome assembly